GCGUCUCUUGUGUGAGAUAUUUCAGUUUGGGAAGGAUUAUCAGCGGUGUUGCAGUGAAAGUGUUGCAGCGGCAAAUAGUUAGACAGGGCAGAUACGUGGCCGUGGUCAGUGGCGUGUCCCGGGACCAGACUCUCUGCUCUUCUCCUCAGUCCUGCGAUAACCCGUCCACUCUUCUGCUCCUGCUGCUGCUGCUGCUCUGGGCCUUUUCCUAAACUUUAACUCUCAUUUCUUUACUCAUCGUGUGCUGCAGUCUGCUUGAUUGGAGGCUGAUCACUGCUGGACUUCAAGAUGUCUGUAGCGGGGUUGAGGAAACAGUUUUAUAAAGCCAGUCAGAUGGUGAGUGAGAAAGUGGGUGGUGCAGAAGGAACAAAACUCGAUGAGGAAUUCAAAGACUUGGAACGGAAAGUAGAUGUGACAAGUAAAGCAGUAGUAGAUGUCAUCUCAAAAACCUCGGAGUACCUUCAGCCCAAUCCAGCCUCCAGGGCCAAGCUGUCCAUGUUGAACACCGUGUCCAAGAUCCGUGGUCAGGUGAAGAACCCGGGGUACCCCCAGGCUGAGGGCUUGCUUGGGGAGUGCAUGACCAAAUACGGACGGGAGCUGGGAGAGGACACUAACUUUGGUGGAGCGCUGGUGGAUGUGGGAGAGGCCAUGAAGAGGCUGGCAGAGGUCAAAGACUCUCUCGACAUCGACGUCAAACAGAACUUUAUUGAUCCUUUACAAGGCCUGUGUGAUAAGGAUCUCCGAGAGAUACAGCACCAUCUUAAGAAGCUGGAGGGCAGGCGGCUCGACUACGACUACAAAAAGAAGCGCCUGGGGAAGAUCCCUGACGAGGAGAUCCAGCAGGCUUUGGAGAAGUUUCACGAGUCAAAGGAAGUGGCCCAGACGAGCAUGUACAACCUCCUGGAGACUGAUAUCGAGCAGGUGAGCCAGCUGUCCUCUCUGGUGGAGUCUCAGCUGCAGUACCACAGGGAGGCCGUGCAGGUGCUGGAGGAUCUUUACAGCAAGCUCCAGGACAGGGUGACAGAGGCUCAGUCGAGGCCCAGACGUGAAUACACUCCUAAACCUAAACCUGUGUAUGACUUUGGGGACAACAGUCAUUCAAAUGGAGGAUACACCUCUUCUAUGGCUGCACCACCUUCACGGAACUCAGAGGCGUCAUUGCACUUGGACAGAUUUUCUUUUCGGAAACCCAGAUUGUCUCCAGAACAGCCGAGCUGUAAAGCCCUUUACGACUUUGACCCAGAGAAUGAUGGUGAGCUGGGCUUUCGCGAAGGAGACAUUAUUAUUCUAACCAAUCAGAUCGACGAGAACUGGUAUGAGGGCAUGCUCAACGGCCAGUCAGGAUUCUUCCCACUCAACUAUGUGGAGGUGCUGGUUCCACUGCCCCAUUAGGGCUACGGUAGUUUAGAGUUUACAUAUGAUUUUCAACAUCAUCAUCCACCAGCACAGUUUUCAUCUGCUUUAUUACAAGUUUAAAGACUGAUGGCAAAUUAAAUGAACAAAGACUAUUAAAAGGAAGCGAUCUAUUGAGAUUGAACAUUUCGUAACACAUUUCUGCAAAUGUGCUCCACUGUCCAUAGUAUUUAGGAGUAAACCAGUCAGCAUUAAACAGUCAGAAUUAGACAGAAUCAUUUUUAAUACCGCUGAAGAGUACAUGGUUUGAGGGGCUCAAGUUCAGCUCUUAGUGACAUCUGCUGGCUUAUUUUAGAACAGCUUUUUUAAAGCUGAAAUCACAUUUCCUGUCAAAAUGCUCCUCCUCUCUUUGUUGUCUGUGUCUACGGUGUGCAGUUGAGGAUGAUGAUGCAUGAGAUGUUUUAGUGUUCAGUAUUGGAUCUGUGAUCUCCGCUUUGUUGUGGAACCGUUCUUCUUGGGGAAACGUAAUUUGCACCUUUGUCUAGAUGAGAUUGCUGAGUGUUUGAACGACUGACUCCACAUCGGCACCAAAGUAACACAAACCUUGCACCUUGGCAGAUGUCUGUUUGUUGUCUAGACUUUCACAUUAGACUGUAGUCUAUUCUUAUCUUUUUAAUAGAGCUGAGUGAGCCAAAAAGUUUGUAUGAAAUGUAAUCGCAAUUAAGUGUGCCUGUUUCAAACUCUAUACACAGCCGUAUUUCAUAUUUCUCUGCUCUGUCCUGAUCUUUUGACCUAACCUAUUUGGUCAGCUGACUUAUUGCUUGAAAAGACGAGCUCUGCAGGCAGCAGCUCUGUCUGAUUGUUGGCCUUUUGUCUGACUCAUUGAUUUAGAAAAAGUCAAACUGAGCAGUGUAGUUUCUGUAGAACAACAUUUGGCUUCUAGUUUAGGAUGCAAUCCCCAGUCCCUGCCUGUGUGUUUAAGAUGGGAAUGUCUGGAGUAAAAGGGAGAUACCCAGAGGCAACUCUUCCAGUCAGUCUUACCAAACAUGUCUUGUGCACUUUGAAGACAUUUUUGUCAGUGAGUCAUAGUGGGUCAAAUCCUUUACUGUGAUUUACAGUGGUUAAGUUCAGUUUGUGGCCACUGUUUUAACUGUUCCCAACACUCCACACCACCACCUGUGUAGUUGGCUCAUUGUCUCAUGUUUACAUCUGCUCAACAGUCAGUACUUUUACAAAGUUCAGGGAAAUGUGGGAGAACAGAGUGUGUUAAGCAUGCUUGUUUCUGUGCCUUCUGUGGAAAAGGAGAAAAUUGUAUUUUCACCAACAAACCAAAAUUUUAUAAUUAAUGGGCAGACAUUUCCUUUGACUUACACAUGGACUAGACAGAAUGCAUGUGUUUGUUUUCUCUGUACAUUUACUACACUACAGCCAUAGUCUAAGGUAUUUCUGUGUGAGAUUGAGCAGUAGAUUCUAAUCAGAGUUUAAUACAUGUAUUAAAUGUCCCUUUCUUUAAGGGUUGAAUAUAGGUGUUUCUCCAGUCUUAAGUGCUCUUUUGGCAUAGGCAAGUUGGCUCUAUAUAUAGUAUUAUUUUUUAUAUAAAUACCUUAAACCUCUCAAAUUAAUCUUUGCAUGUUGUCCAAUAUAAUACAUUUUAAAUGUGUCUUUUUACUUUUGUUAUGAGUACAAACUUUAACCACAAUACAUUGUUUAGUAUCUAGAUAUUUGUAGUUUGUCUUGUCUUUUCAUGCCCCUGUGCCCUACUUUAAAUAAAGAAAAAUACCUGUAA
Molecule: messenger RNA, 3139 nt
Organism: Boleophthalmus pectinirostris (great blue-spotted mudskipper)
Lineage: Eukaryota; Metazoa; Chordata; Actinopteri; Gobiiformes; Gobiidae
Gene: sh3gl1b
Product: SH3-domain GRB2-like 1b
Exons: 10
Coding region: 289-1392 (367 amino acids)
Biological process (GO): synaptic vesicle uncoating
Cellular component (GO): cytoplasm; glutamatergic synapse; presynapse
Molecular function (GO): protein binding
Source: RefSeq, a predicted model, not a curated record